CAGGGCUGUAUCUGUAUCUGUCUCACUUUCUCCCGAUAUUAGGGGUUUGGUUUUUUUUUUCAUUAAUCGAGAAACUUCAACUAAUUGACCAGGGCUGUAUCUUUUUCAUUAAUUGAUUUUCAUCCUUUCAUUGUUAGUCGCUCUACAACUUGUUUGAUUCUCUAUGGAUUUCUCACUAUAAUUUUCCGCUAAACUUCAUACAGACACAGAAUUCGUAAACCUUCCUCGAAAGGGGAGCGUAAGUGUAGUUGACAUCGCGGGAAAUUGAUUUUAUGGAGAAGGAUGAUGUGAUGUUGGAUUUGGAUAAAAAAAAUGGAAACAUCUUCGAGGUGAUGUGACACCAAUCAGUUGUAACAAAAAAAUCAAGGUUCUUUAGGAGCUUCUUUGGUGCAAGUGUGCAAGUAUCUUAUUUCAUACAGAAAUUGCAACAUGUGCUGAUACUUAAUUGUAGUUGGUCUGGACUAUAUGAGCGAGAGUUAUGAAGUUUGAGGAAUUGGUUUCACUAGGAAGUAGCUUUCUUGUUGGGUUGCACCAACACUUAGAGUUUCUUCGAAGACAUCCAAUAUAUAAAACGUCUGAUGUGGUCGAUGGUAUCAUAAAGGCUAAUGAGACCAAAAGGUUGAAGGCAUAUCUUAAAUCUGGUUGCAUAAAUGUUGAUGAAGGUGUCCAAAGUGUAAACAAGUUAAAUGAAUGCCAAAAAGGACUCCAGGAGCAUAUGAGCAAAUUGAGAGUAUUGCUUAGCGAAGUUGAAAGCCUAAUGACUGCUGUACAAGAAGUAUUAAGGUCUAUCAGUGAAAAUAAAUUUAGUUACAAGGGUCAGCAUGCUGUUGGUGGUUUUUUGAUUCAUCGAGAUGAAGUUGAAAAGGAAGAAAUGGAGUCUAUUCGUCCAAGAAGACCCAGUAUAUCAGAUUAUGCCACUAUAAUGUGUUCCAUUUAUAAUAUGUUGAAGCAAGACUACGCAAUGCAGGAAAAGAUUACUUCCUCUAUAGAAAUCUGCCAUCCAUCAUCAGAGGAAUUGGGGAGCUAUUCAACAAUGUGGACUUUGCGGCCCUACAUACAGGAUGAAAUCAUCUCGGAGGCUUGGAAACUCAUUACCUGACAUACAGAGUCGUUACUGUAUAUAUACUACUAGGGUAUAACCCUUGUGCCUAGUAUCAUAUCGAAACCCUGCUAUCUUAAUUGCCCCACUGCCAGAUCCAACACCGCUCAACCCACUAUACAACUAAUCUACCACAAAUCUUUACGGCGGCGGGGAUUGAACCUCUGACUUCCUCCUUACUGGAGUUGAUGGGAUAUCACUGAGCUAUGCUCUUGGACCCGUUUCUAGAUGAGCACGGAGUUCCCGAUUUUGAUUUUUUUUUAAUGAAGAGUUAACUUUCCUUAUCUUUCAUUUUGAAAAAAAUUCCCUUGGAAUUUAUUGUU
Molecule: messenger RNA, 1422 nt
Organism: Papaver somniferum (opium poppy)
Lineage: Eukaryota; Viridiplantae; Streptophyta; Magnoliopsida; Ranunculales; Papaveraceae
Exons: 9
Coding region: 479-1099 (206 amino acids)
Source: RefSeq, a predicted model, not a curated record